AUGGUAUUCGUGAUUUUUCAUUUUGAAGGCGAGCUACGCUUCUAUGAGGCGAACAGGGUGUUGUUUCAUGGGAAGUCCAAAUAUCAGGAGCUUCUUGUUUUCCAGUCAGCGAAGCAUGGCAAAGUGGCAAUUCUGGAUGGUUAAAUCCAACUGAUGGAGAAGGAUGAGUUUGUUUACCAAGAGAUGUUCACACAUCUUCCCCUCUGCUUAAUCCCGAACCCGAAGAAGGUGCUGCUUGUUGGUGGGGGAGACGGAGGCAUUUCGAGGGAAAUAUUUUGUCACUUGUCCAUGGAACAAAUUGAUAUAUGUAAACUCGACCAAAUGGUGAUUGAUGUUUCCAAGCAAUUCUUCCCUGAAAUAGCAGUUGGGUACGAGGAUCCGCGAGUGAAUGUCUACAUUAACGAUGGAGUUGCUUUCUUGAAGGCUGUUCCUGAAGGAACUUUUGAUGUGAUCUUUUUGGAUGCAUUUGAGUGUAUGGCUACUGCAAUUGAACUAGCGAAUAAAGAGUUCUUGGAAUCGGUGGCUUAGGCGCUCUGUCGUGCAGGCCUCAUGUCUUCUCCAGCAGACAGCUUUUGGCUGGACAACUUCACACCGGAAGAUACUAUUGCCGAAUGUCGCCAAAUCUUCAAGGCCUCAGUGUGGUAUGUUUGGUGUUCAAUUCCUUCCUACUCGAGUGGGAUGAUUGGAUUUGUGCUCUGCUCCAACAACGUGGCAGUUGACUUUGAGAAACCUGUCAAUCCACUAUAUACCAAGAACAAUGGGAUGGCUGAAGGGCCUCCUAAGUUCUACGACUCCCAGAUCCAUGCAGCUUCUUUCUGUCUACCAUCUUUUGCGAAGAAGGUUGGCAGUGCCAAAUUCUGA
This is a messenger RNA of Eucalyptus grandis, 861 nucleotides long. RefSeq names its product spermidine synthase 2. The record is from RefSeq and is a predicted model, not a curated record. Gene Ontology annotation, biological process: spermidine biosynthetic process. Gene Ontology annotation, molecular function: spermidine synthase activity. Lineage: Eukaryota; Viridiplantae; Streptophyta; Magnoliopsida; Myrtales; Myrtaceae. Gene Ontology annotation, cellular component: cytosol.